Messenger RNA from Ictalurus furcatus (blue catfish), 3589 nucleotides. RefSeq names its product transforming growth factor, beta 2 (gene tgfb2). Bases 1369 to 2574 code for a protein of 401 amino acids. Lineage: Eukaryota; Metazoa; Chordata; Actinopteri; Siluriformes; Ictaluridae. The transcript is spliced from 7 exons. The record is from RefSeq and is a predicted model, not a curated record. Gene Ontology annotation, molecular function: growth factor activity; type III transforming growth factor beta receptor binding; cytokine activity. Gene Ontology annotation, cellular component: extracellular region. Gene Ontology annotation, biological process: BMP signaling pathway; SMAD protein signal transduction; transforming growth factor beta receptor signaling pathway.
CCCCAAACCAAUAGAAACAAUCACAAAAAUUAUAAUGGUUUCUACCACAAAUACCAUAACAAACCAUCAGCUAACCAUUAAAACCAUUACCAUUAUUGGCCCUUAAUGGUAUCCACUAGACAUUACAUGACACCAGUAGAAGGCAACAAAUUACCAGUAGAAACCCACAGUGACUAUUAUAGUUUCCAUUAAAACCAAUACAAUUCCCAUUAUAACUAUUAACGCCAAUACAAUUCCCAUUAUAACCAUUAAAACCAAUUCAAUUCCCAUUAUAACCAUUAAAAUCAUUAUAAAUUCUAUGAGGGUUUCUAUUGUUUUUUUUUUUUUUCCAGCAGGGUAGUCUUGCAUGUGAGAGGGAAAAUAUACAAAGACUGUGACUGGCGCAUUGUAGUAUAGGGAAAUAUAAAUGAAGUGCGUUUGGUGAACUUCAUCCAGCCGGCAUUAGGACCUCGUGGAUGUGGGUUUUCUCUCUUUUUGCACGAUGUCGACACGCGCUGAAAUAUGGAUAAUAAGUGUCCGUGUACGCGUAGGUUGGAGUCUAGUCCGCUCAGUCUGAAGGCGAUGACCACAAGCUCGGUGUGAAAGAGCACGAAAGCACGUGGUGAGGUGCGUCCCCUUUAUAAAGCUGACUUUCCCUCCAGCCAGCCGCCAGGAGAUGGUGCGCGCUGGCACGCGGCACUGGCGUUUUCCACAGGAGGGGAUGGAGAAGCGCACUAACGCUCUUUCCGUCGCGCCGAAGGGAAAAUAACUUCUUUGCCUCGUUCGUUCCGUUCGUUUGACGUGUUCGCGUUGUUGUGAAGUUUCCUCUCCGACGUUAUAACGCGCGCGCUCGAAUCACACGCGACUCGGCAGGCAGUGGAGAUGCGCGGCGGCGCACGAGCGGACCGUGCCGAGUUUUAAAGCGCAGCGCGUGAGGCGCUUUCGCGGUGUUCACUGAAGGCUUUCUGGGCACUUGGAUGCGCUGGAGGUGCGCUGACCCGCAUAUCAUCACGCUGUUCGCUCCACGCAGAAUUCCACUUCAGAUGGCCGUGACUGCGACUCUUCGGCUUGAGGUGUGAUCAUAUAGAAGAUCUGCUCUCCGCUUCCAGGAUUUUGUUGUUAUUGUUGUUGUUUAAGCCAUUUAACGACUUCUCAGUGCUGUCACGCCAAAUGGAUAUCCAGCCACAAAAAAGAUCAGUGACUAAUCAUCCUAGUAUAGCCUAAACUUUUAAUGUCAAACUUUUAUCCGGCGAUAGGCUACAAAAUGCAUUGAUCGUCUCCUUUUCUUCACUAGGCUACGUGUGCUUCAUUCAGCAAACACAAACCUUACUGUAGCACUAAAACUGCGUUUUGAAAACUGUGGAGGAACACCGCCAUCCUCCCCCGAAAAUGAACCUCUUCGUAGUGAGCAUUCUCCUGAGCCUGGAUCUGGUGGCCGUGGCGCUCGGCUUGUCCACGUGCAGCACCUUAGACAUGGACCAGUUCAUGAAGAAGCGCAUCGAGGCGAUCCGCGGCCAGAUCCUAAGCAAGCUGAAGCUCAGCAAGCCGCCGGAGGAGUUCCCGGAGCCUGAAGACGUGUCCCGGGAUAUCAUCGCCAUCUACAACAGCACCCGCGACCUGCUGCAGGAGAAGGCCAACGAGCGCGCCGCCACCUGUGAGCGCCAGCGCAGCGAGGAGGAGUACUACGCCAAGGAGGUGCACAAAAUCGACAAGCAGCCCUUCUACCCGGCCGAGAAUGUCAUCUCUCCGACCUAUUACAAUCCCUACUUCAGACGGCUCAGGUUUGAUGUGAGCUCCAUGGAGAAGAACGCAUCCAACCUGGUGAAGGCUGAGCUGAGGAUUUUCAGGCUGCAGAACCCAAAGGCCCGUGUAUCUGAGCAGCGCAUUGAGCUUUAUCAGAUCCUGGGCCAUAAGGACCCCACAUCGCCCACACAGCGCUAUAUCGACAGCAAAGUGGUGCGCACUCGUACAGAGGGCGAGUGGCUGUCCUUUGACGUAACUGAAGCGGUCAGCGAAUGGCUACUGCACAGAGACAGAAACAAUGGAUUCAAGAUCAGCCUGCACUGUCCUUGCUGUACAUUUGUGCCAUCAAAUAAUUACAUCAUCCCAAACAAGAGUGAGGAGCUGGAGGCCCGCUUUGCAGGGAUUGAUGAUAACUUCGGCCGCCGUCAUAGUGGCCUGUCUCCACACUUGCUGCUCAUGUUGCUCCCGUCCUACCGCCUGGAGUCCCAGCACAAGAGCCACAGACAGAAACGAGCCCUGGAUGCUGCUUUCUGCUCCAGGAACGUUCAGGACAACUGCUGUCUGCGCUCGCUGUACAUUGACUUCAAGAAGGACCUGGGAUGGAGGUGGAUCCAUGAGCCAAAAGGUUACAAUGCCAACUUCUGUGCUGGAGCAUGUCCUUACCUCUGGAGUGCAGACACCCAACACACUAAGGUUCUUGGUCUAUAUAACACCAUUAAUCCAGAAGCAUCAGCCUCUCCGUGCUGCGUGUCCCAAGACCUGGAACCUCUUACCAUCCUUUACUUCAUUGGAAAGACCCCCAAAAUUGAGCAGCUUUCCAAUAUGAUUGUAAAGUCCUGCAAAUGCAGCUAGGAACUGGCUAAAGCUGCACACACACACAUACACAAACACACACACACACACACACACACACACACUCAUACACUAUAAAUUUUAAUACAGUCACGAACUGUCUCAUUCACACAGGUAUAGAAAUUGCUGUGCAGGCCAGGAACAGAAAUGUACAUUUCCUACAACCAGCGUAUGUAUUUGUACAAAGUGAGCACACAAAGGCGCACACGCAGAGUUUGCACUUAAGUGUGCGCAUACGUGUUUGUGUGUGUAUGUGUGCUGGGGAAAAAAAUGGCCCUUUUAGUACAUCUCAUCUCACACACUCAUCACACCAGGACGUGAGUAUGGCAAACACUGGAAGUACAUGAUUAAGUGUCUACAUGUGAAGUAGUAGAAAAGAGAAUCCCUCAUUUCAGCAAGCAGUUAUAGCAAACUCUGUCUCGUUCUUUAUCUUUCUUUACCUAUGCGUCCCUCCAAACUGUAGUAGCAUUUGUUUUUCGUUAUUUUUUAAAGCUGGUUUUGAUUCUUGGAAAUUGUUGAAGACCUCACUUAUUUAAUGUCAGCGGGGCCCGUUAGUGACUUUCCUGGCUAAGACAUGACAAGAGGAACGGGGAAGGGAACGGUGAAGAGGUUUUUGUGAUACGGGGAAAGACACCAAGGGACUGAAAAUAGUUUUGCUAAAUUCCAUUGCAGCUGAACAAGACGUGAACCGACAUGUGACCGACUGUGAGUUUGGAAAGCAGCAGGUGUGAAGUCUGCCUCAUGAUAUGCCCAGAGUUUAUAAAUAUGCAAUAAAAUGAUUCUUUUUGAACUCGGAAAGUAUGCAAAGUGUAAUGUCGGAGACGCUGUGAAUCAUGCAGUCAAACCAAAACGUUGGCUCUCGGUUUAUCAUUUGUAAUGCUGAGUGAUCAUGAGUACACACUACAGAACACAUUAUAUACUACAGAACAUCUGUCAUGGUUCCAAAAAAGAAAAACUUUCAUGCACAUGCACUCCAACAGAAUCAUGCUAAAAGGCAGGGUUUUUUUUUUUUUUU